CAUUAAGAAGAGCCAGAAGAUACACGAGCUGAAUGCAAUGAAGUCAGAAGAUUAGAACAACGACAAUCACGCCGUUUCACAGUCAAUAGACGAAGAACAAAUGACCAACAACGACAACAGGUACAUCGAGCAUUUAUAUCUCAUUUAUUCCUGCGUCUAGCAUUCCAGUAUGAGCCCGAUAUUGAAUAUUGUGCUCAUUCAAAAGUGAUAAUUGGUGCUAUGGACAAGGAAUGUUUGCAUCGUCAUGCUCUGAAAUUCAAAAAUAAGCCAGCUGGGAUGUGUUGCGCGUCAGGAAAAAUGCUACUACCUGAAAUUGAAACACCACCUGAACCAUUGAACGGCUUACUUAUCGGCACGGAUCCAGAUUCUAACGUGUUCCUGAAGUCAAUUCGAAGAUUCAAUUCAUGCUUUCAAAUGACAUCGUUUGGAGCAACAGAAAUAGUUCGAAAUACUAAUGCAAAUGGUCAACAAUUUAAUUCUACAUUCAAAAUCAGAGGCCAAGUUUAUCAUAAAAUGGGCUCACUGCUGCCAAUGCCAAACGAACCACAUAAAUUCUUACAAAUCUACUUUAUGGGCGGCGAGGAUUCCGGAAGCGCACUUGCCAAUCGCGUGAAUGCACGUUGUGAUUAUAAUAACCUUGAUUCACUUUAUGCCAUGCGCAUUGACAGCGAGCUAGAUGCUCUUUUGAACGAGCACAACGAGUUGUUGAAAAUAUUCAAAUCACAUAUGCACCAAUUCCAAAGCGAUAAUCACGCUAUCGUCAUUAAUCCUGAUAAAACACCAGCUGGAGAGCAUAUUCGUAGAUUCAAUGCACCCGUUGUUGAUGAUGUUGCUGGAGUCAUGGUUGGCGAUUGUACAGCUCCACGAGAAAUUGUGAUUCGUAGAAGAAAUAAUAAUCUUCAGUUCAUUGCUGACACACAUCGUUCAUAUGACGCUCUUCAAUAUCCGCUAAUAUUCUGGAAGGGACAAGACGGAUAUUGCAUAAACAUAAAACAACGAGAUCCCGUAUCAGGAGCUGAAACAAACAAGAACGUUAGCUCAAAGGAUUAUUAUGCGUACCGAUUAAUGAUUGGGUUGAUCGGGCGCGCCAAGAAGCCCAACAGGCGGAUACCUUUCCUUAAGUCCUGAAAUAUGAAAAUUCUGUUAUUAUGCCUUUUUAUGAAUAUUCUUUUUCCUUUCAAAAAUUUUUUUUUGUUUGUUUGUAUAUAUAUAUAUAUAUAUAUUGUAUAUAUUGUAUAUAUAUGUAUAUACACUUAUUAUAUUUAUGAAUCCACUUACCUUCUCUUCAUAAAUGCCAAGAAUCAUCUGGAACCAAGUUCCAAAGCCUUUAAAACUACGCUGGAUGGUGUACAUUCUUCUUCCUUAGCUCACAACUAAGACAAUACUGACAUUCGACACGGCUUCGCGAAAUCGAGAGGCGUGAAAGAUUAGCCGUCAGUAAGCAUACAGCACAGCGCGAGAUUAAAAUAAUAAUUUUAAAUCUAAAUAUUGGCGCCAGACGACUCCUCCUGUUAUUCUUUUUAUUAUGUUAAGAUAUAUUAAGUUAAACAAAAUAAAAUUUGUAAGUGGCUCUCGCUUAUGGGGAAAGUCGCCAUAGGAAAACCGAUAAGCUAUACUAGGUUCUCGCUUUUCCGGGGGAAUGUUAUGUCCACCUUCAAUUUUUUUCUUUCUUCAAAUUUAAAUCAUCCGCGCAGAUGGAAGACUUCUCCAUACGCGAAAGCCACCAUGAAAUAGAAGCUACGCGACUGCUGGUUAACUAGCGGGGACUUCUGCAACCUCAGCACCGUGAGUAUUUAAAAAGGCGAUCAACAGCCAACGCCUUGUCUUAGUUGGUUAAUUCGACUUCCGCGUUUAACUGACGGGCCUGUGCCUUGUAGAGUCCUUUGCUUUAAUUUGCACUGCACUUAGAGAAAGUUUCGACGUGGUUUAACCGGCAGGCCACGUAUUAGUUUUAAUCUUAGAGAGUCGUAUUCUCAAAGUUCUAAUUUGCUCUGCACUUAGGCGAGAAUUCGACCAGUAAAUAAAUUUUAGAGAACCGUAAUCUCAAAGUUCUAAUUUGCUCUGCACUUAGGCGAGAAUUCGCUCAUUAAGUCUAUUCAAAAUUCCCUAAAAGCUAGUUUUGCGCACUUUACCCUACGGGGGACUGGAGGACGUUAGCUCAAUCAAAGUAUUAAAAUUCAUUAAAUUAAAUUACGUUAAAACCAAAUUUGUGAAAGUGUAAGUUUUGGCGUUUACAAAAAUAAAUCUAAAUAAAAGUGAAAUCAGAUUUGAAUCAGUUCAUUUCACAAAAUGAGAAGCCCGUAAAAUAAGCAGUCCAAUUCCA
Molecule: messenger RNA, 2323 nt
Organism: Cotesia glomerata
Lineage: Eukaryota; Metazoa; Arthropoda; Insecta; Hymenoptera; Braconidae
Exons: 2
Coding region: 220-1128 (302 amino acids)
Source: RefSeq, a predicted model, not a curated record